Electrophorus electricus (electric eel) is the source of this 2913-nucleotide messenger RNA. RefSeq names its product zinc finger, MYND-type containing 10 (gene zmynd10). NCBI's taxonomy places the organism in Eukaryota, Metazoa, Chordata, Actinopteri, Gymnotiformes, Gymnotidae. Gene Ontology annotation, biological process: inner dynein arm assembly; motile cilium assembly; outer dynein arm assembly. Gene Ontology annotation, cellular component: centriolar satellite; cytoplasm. The record is from RefSeq and is a predicted model, not a curated record.
ACAUUAUUCGAAGCAGUCCCUUGACAUAGAAAUCAAUACAGUGUGUUUACUAGUUACCAUAGUAACACGCUAGCUGGAAGAAACUAGUUCUAGCUAAGCUGUUCUACGUGGUUAAAAUAAAAGCGCAACCUAUUUCGUAAUUUACUAGCUAGGUACCUGGCUAAUGCAUUUUAACUUCGUGAGUCACACUGAAAAGAUGAAUUCGGUGCUUCAGUAUGGAGAAGCGGAAGGUUACAUCCAAAGUUUGGAAAGAAUACCUCUGCGCGAAAUUGGGAGUCCUAGAUGGUUUCGCCAACAUGAGUACCUUGAGAAACUCAACAUGCAAGCCCUUUUUAAUGCCAGUGCUAAACAAGAGGAAUUCAUUAAAGAUAUUUUUGUGUCAUUUGCAAAGAUACCUACAUUGGUUCACGGACUGAUCGUCGCUGAAAUUUGGAAACAGAAAGUGUUACCGAUAAUUUGUCGGCUUCAGGACUUCAGCCCGAAGAGCACCAUCCCACUGUACAUGGUGAUUCAUCAUGAGGCUACAAUAAUAAACCUGCUUGAGACAAUCAUGUUCCAUAAGGAGUCCUGUGAGACAGCAGAAGAUGCUACAUUGGACCUUGUAGACUACUGCCAUCGUAAACUUACUCUGCUAGCAGGCCACUGUGCCCGAGGAGAGAUACCCAUUAAGGACAGAGUAUCUCACACAGAACUUUCAAACAUGAACUCUGUACAGGUGCUGCAGAACCAGAGUAACAUGUUAGAGUUUGAGAUCUCUUUGAAGGCUCUCUCUGUCCUUCGUUACAUUUCUGAUCAUAUAGAGAGUUUGAGUUUGAGUGUGCUCUCAAGGAUGCUAAACACUCAUAACUUGCCCUGUGUACUGGUUCAGCUUGUUGAACACUGUCCCUGGAGCUGCAGAACUGGAGGCAAGCUGGAGAAAUAUGAGGAAGGAAAAUGGAGAGAAAUCCCUGAUGAGGAUCAGCUAAAGAUGACCAAACUGGAUGGCCAGGUGUGGAUCACUCUGAUCAACCUGCUGCUCAAACCAGACUGCCACAGGAAAUAUGACUUCAACAACUUCAACAAAAACCAACUCUUAAAGCUACGUGGAUUUUUGACAGAGGUUGUUAUCGAUCAGCUGCCAAAUCUUGCUGAUCUUCAGCGUUUCCUUAGUCACCUAGCUGUUACAGACCCCGCUCCACCAAAAAAAGACCUCAUCCUUGAACAGCUGCCAGAGAUUUGGAAUGACAUUGUUGCAGAAAAUUCUGGGAAGUGGAAGGCUAUAGCCAAACACCAAGUACAGAAGGUGUUCAACCCAUCUGAGAGUGAGCUGAGAAAACAGGCAAAUAGGUUGGCUGAAACAUAUAAUCUUAAUGUCAUGGAGAGUCUUAUUCCGGAGAAGCCGAAGUGUGGUACGUGUGGGGCAGAGGGGGCCAAGCGCUGCUCCCGUUGCCAGGGGGAGUGGUACUGCAACAGAGAAUGUCAGGUGAAGCAUUGGCCCAAGCACAAACAUGCAUGUCAGCUAAUGGCAGAAGCCACAGAGAAACUACAGAAGGAGCGCAACAUCAAGACCUGAGAGACUAUGCAGCUUUUUGAGAAAAGAGAGAGACUACAGAUGCAGUGUCUUAGAGAAGUGCACAUGGAUAAAGUUAUUAUAAACUCCAUUAUCUCAGUUACCUUUAUCUUAUUGGUUGCUAUUAUAGUGUGAGAAUUGAGGAAGAGAUGCCACUCUGGUCUAGUGAGUUGAGCGUGUGCGUUUGAGGAAAAUCACUAAGCCAAACAUCGGAACUAAUUAUAUUGUUUAAGAAUAAAAAACGUGUUUUUGGUUUAAUUAUUUCACGAUCAUUUUACAGAUGAAGCUUACAUAGUAGGCUUAUUGAAGUAUUACUAAGCACAUUGCUUCAGUCUGACCAUAAACGAGUGUAUUAAGCAACCAAUUACAAUCCUAUUAACUCACACUCUUACUGUCUUACUGUAUGAAUGAAAUUUCUCUCCCUCGUGAGGCCAUUCAAAUACACUCCCAUAGAGAGUAAGAAAUGCUGCCUACAUAGCGUUGACAUUUUGAAACCAUAAGUUUAGAAAACCGCUUUAGUACGUGUGCUCUACACGUUUAUCGGAGGAGGGGGUUGCCCGGUCCCCAAGCUUGGUUACGCGGACCAAGGAGGAGCGACUGAAUACACACUCAGGAAGUGGACGAUGAACGCAUUCCGUUAUUAAAUCACAUUGUGGAUUGCUGCGAUUGUGUAAAACUUCUGCGGAUAUUAGCAGCUGUUGACACCUCUCCGCACUGGAAGAAGGAACUUUUAUCCCCUUCAGUUACUAGAAAGAAAGGAAAAUUUCAUGCUGCAAGACAUCUACGAGAUGAACUGUGGACUUCAUCAUUAGUAACUAUUCUCUAUACACAAAAAUGCUGAUAAGUAAUAUACAGUUACUCAUCGUACAAGCAAAAAGUAUUUAUAACAAUUGUGAUGAUCGACGUAACUCGCCACAUCUGUGCUUGAUGUGCACGUUGGAUUAUCUCGCAACUCGGAUGGAUCCAUGUUGUUCUAAGUACAAAUUGAACACUUAUUUUCUGUCCGGUCUUUUUAGAUUAAAAUGUAUCUAAACAAAAGAGAUAGUCCUUAUACUUGUGAAAUAAAAUCAUGGUAGGUAGGCUAUUAAGAAAUGAUUGUGCUAAAGAGCUAAUUUAAAUCGGAUAUCAUGUCUACAUUCUUACAGUAUGCGAAUUGUGUACCGUAAUCUAAUCGGGACGGAAAUGCCUCUUAAUUCACCCAACAUUUUUGUCUUUUAGAACCAUGAUUCGUAUAUAAGAUUCCCGGUUUCUUUCUCUUUAACCGCGAGGCCUCUUUAAACUGAAAAGACGUUUUGCAAGAUUCUCCUAUUACUUGCUCUAAAUCUAUAGUUGUUCUCAACGAAUAAAAAGAGAAGCUCUAGCUA